Messenger RNA from Nematolebias whitei (Rio pearlfish), 695 nucleotides. RefSeq names its product lens intrinsic membrane protein 2.2 (gene lim2.2). Gene Ontology annotation, cellular component: plasma membrane. The record is from RefSeq and is a predicted model, not a curated record. The coding region runs from base 95 to 619 and encodes 174 amino acids. Lineage: Eukaryota; Metazoa; Chordata; Actinopteri; Cyprinodontiformes; Rivulidae. The transcript is spliced from 5 exons. Gene Ontology annotation, molecular function: structural constituent of eye lens.
AGGCACAGUUAGAGGCAGCGACCCUGGAGCGAGACCGACCAAAGUAAAGUUGCUGAAUGUUUAAAAGGACAGUGUUUUCCAAGUCCUCUCCACGAUGCUGUACACUUUAGCAGGAGGAGGCACUCUGUGCGGCGUGGCCACACUCGUGCUUCUCAUCGUUUCCACAGCGACAGACUUCUGGAUGCAGUAUCGAUACUCUGGCAGCUCAGCCAAUCAGGGCCUUUGGAGGUUCUGCAUCAACCACAAAUGCCAUGCACACACCAUCGCUGUGGCUUUCUGGGAUGCUACACGGGCCUUCAUGCUGCUGGCAGUGCUGAGCUGUUUUGCUGGCAUCAUUCUGGGUCUGAGUGCUUUCACUAAUGGCACCAAGAACAAGAGAGUCCGUACAGGUGGCAUCGCUCUGGUCCUGUCAGGUUUCCUUGCUCUUCUGGCUUUGGCAAUUUACACUGGUGUGACCGUCACUUUCUUUGGUAAACGCUUCGUGGACUGGCGCUUCUCCUGGUCUUACAUCAUCGGCUGGGUUGCUGUCGUUUUGGCUUUUGCAGCAGGUGUGUUUCAGCUCUGUGCUUACAGACAAACCAGUGCUGCACUGGCUCCUUCAAACAACCCGGACAGCUGAGCAGGAUGGAGAAGUCACAACUGCUUUCAGUAGAAUAAACACAGAAUCAGAAAAUCCUGUAUAGUUUUAAUUGUAA